UGUGGGUACGCGCAGUCUCAGCUUGUAUAAUUUGUUCUCGGGAGCUUGCAUCGGAAGGUGACGCCUCCUGACUGGCAAUAAAUUUGUGAACUGGAUGGAAUUGCCACCAAAUUUGCAACUCUGAGUCGAGUGCCACACAAACUGGGUAUGCCACGUUGUGAAUCGAAGGUUUUGAGAAUCGAUGGCAUCGGAGCCGGCAGAAGCCGCAAUAGCCUUACGAAAUCGAGUGUAUGAACACCACGGGCCAGAUCGGGUUCUAGAUCCGGCUUCCUAUCACCAGAAAGAGCUGAAUUGUGCUUGUAGAAUAGAAAUUUCGGUCGAUUUGGUGUCCUCAGCGAAGCUUCUGUUGGGUUUUCUACGCACCAUCGAUAGCAUCGAGAAUUUGCAUCGUGGUCCUGCACUGGCCCAUGCCAUUCGAAGGUAUGCCAUGUGCUGGAUGCCAUUGGCAGCCGAGGCAGCGUCAGCUCAUGCUGCAUCCUCAGAUUCACAGACGCCAAAUCUUGCUCUCCUACCUCCACUCGACGUGCAGUGGGUGUGGCAUUGUCACUGUCUCAGCCCGUUGAGCUACAGAGAAUACUGUAUGUCGAAAUUUGGGCUCGUUGUAGAGUAUACCGUUCUGCUAGACGCUCCCAGUGAAGAAUCUGCACGCAAAAGAUGCAAAGAUCUAUGGUGUGAGCGAUACCCAGCAGAACCUUUCAACGACAACAUUGCACGAUUGUUCUUAACAACUCUCUCAGAACGGUCAGAGGAAGAUGAGCUUCCCAAGUCCGGUUUAUAUGAUGAGCUUGAAGCGAUUAUAGCGAGACAAAGCACUUUCUAUUACCAGGUCUCCCAACCUUACAUGUGGGAGGAGAGAUUUUUACUUGCAGCACUUGAACGGUAUAGAUGCUUUCUGCACGUUGUGAAGAAGUCACGGGGAGAUAUUGUAUGCGUACCAACGUACGAUAUUGAUCUGAUGUGGCAUGCCCAUCAGCUUUCGCCUGUAGCAUACGCUAGAGACACCGAAGCACUAAUGGGAUGCGUGAUACAUCACGAUGACAGCAUGGAGAGAGGUCCUCACACGGAACUUGAAGAGGGCUUUGACAGCACAAGUAGGUUAUGGGAAGACACAUUUGGACAGCCUUACGAAAGAGCUGGCACUAUGUACAGGGGAGCCAAACCUGUGAAUCUUCCUGCACCCCCGCAUGAUGGCCAUGACGGCCAAGAGAUUCUGGAAAGAGUGCCAGCUGCUUUAUCUUCCAACUUCCGCCCUCCAGACGUGAAUACCAGGUUUCGUCUCCUUGUUCCCCGAAGAAUUGUGCAUGUGUGUAUAUUCAUGAAAAGAGAGAAGAAUCUUCAAAGAAACGUCAAAGUGGACAUAGAAUCUCUCUUUGUUCGACUUCGAGCGAAGGAAGCCCACAAACUUCUGAAAAUAGACACCCCUAUAGUAUUACACACAGCAUCAGAACUACACUGGGAGAUGCUAUGUCUUCUGCAAUGUGAAGUGGCAACAGUGGGAGUGGUCCUCGAGCUGCGCUGUCAUGUGAAAGGGUGUCUCCGGACCUUGAAGCAGUCAAAACUGAUUGGGUCGACCCUGCUCACAUGGGGGAACCUCCAAAACUGUCCCAUGCUGUCAACUGAAACAGUGCUUGCCUUAAAUGAUAAGAUGAGAGCUGCUGCAGUGAAGGAACGAAGUCAGGCCCCUGAACUCCGACUUUCUGCAUCCAUAACUCCUCCAGUACAAGGACCUUACCUUUUGAAGACGGUGCCUGAUCGGGUGACAGAUGAUGCGGGAGCCAUGCUAUCCAACCUCAUCCUGCGUAUGAACAAGUACCAACCUCAGCAAGGACGUUGGAUCACACGAACUGUUCUCAACCAUUUUGGUAGAGAAUGCUUCGUUAUUCGAAUCAGGCAAGCUAAGGGGAUAUGGAGGAAAAGUGGGGACAGACCAAUUGGCGUUGACUGGCACGAGCGUGUCAUCAAUAUUUCCGAGGGGGGCUGGACUUAUGUUGCGGGGGCAACCGGUUUUACUUCGGGGAAAGUUGUGGGAAGUGCUGUACCAUGUGCUGAUGAGCUUGAGCAUGAUCAAAUGAGUUGGCAACUCACCACCACGCUUACCACGGGGCUCACUCUCGUAAUCUCCAAGCCAUUCUACGAUAGCCAUGACUGGGAGCAGAACCUUGAGUUUAGUCUCACGGGUUCUUCCACAAGCUUGGUGCGCCUGAUCAAUGGCCGAAAGCUGCAAUACUUAGUGAAUGAUGCAACUCCUGAGCAAGAAGACGGGUUCGUCACGCUUGUUCGUUACAAUGCUCAAGCACCACAAGGAAAAGCAACUGCAUUAUUCAACUGGAAAGUAUCAGCAAUGGAAGUCCAUCCAGAAGAAGAUGUAGUUCUAGUUCUCCUCCUAUGCAUUGCUACCAUGAGGUCGGUUGCAGACCUUGGAGGCAAACAUCUUGGUAACUUGUUUGCUCGCCAUCGACAUAAAGAGCACAAACCAGGACGCAAGGAUUGGAACUCUGUGGUUUUAGAGCACGUCACCUCGCAGUCAAACUUGGCAAUGUGGUACCUUAACACUCCUGCAACAUUUUCAACCCGAGACGAUGGCACAGACACACAUUUUAACCACGCAGGUUCGAUGGGAGGCGCGUGUGGAUCCAGCUGCCAAGCUGGUGAUGGGAUGGUGUCAUUUAGGGGAAACCUGCGGUUGGAUGACACAAUUCGAGGCUGGAGGGAAGUCAGCCGAGGCUCUUCUUCUAUCAAUACCAUCGGUGCCUGGGGUAGACGAACAGGAAGUGGAAUUCCAUUGGAUUACGCAAGCAACCAUAGAAAGGAACGAUGAAGAUGAAAUAUAAUCGACUCUUCAUCAACAGAUGCGCAUUCUAAUGAUACUCUUGUAAUCUAAAGCGAUAAAGAGUUCUCCAACGGUUUAAGCACAAUAAAUUCGUGUAUUUUUAUGAUGUCCACACGUGGGCAACAUCCA
Physcomitrium patens is the source of this 2959-nucleotide messenger RNA. RefSeq names its product glycine-rich domain-containing protein 1. Lineage: Eukaryota; Viridiplantae; Streptophyta; Bryopsida; Funariales; Funariaceae. The record is from RefSeq and is a predicted model, not a curated record.